Annulohypoxylon truncatum is the source of this 2167-nucleotide messenger RNA. Its product is annotated as succinyl-CoA:3-ketoacid-coenzyme A transferase subunit B. The transcript has 3 exons. Gene Ontology annotation, molecular function: succinyl-CoA:3-oxo-acid CoA-transferase activity. Lineage: Eukaryota; Fungi; Ascomycota; Sordariomycetes; Xylariales; Hypoxylaceae. The coding region runs from base 368 to 1996 and encodes 542 amino acids. The record is from RefSeq and is a predicted model, not a curated record. Gene Ontology annotation, biological process: ketone body catabolic process.
GUCCGCCCUGGCGGCAGGUACUCUCCCGACAGCCCGGAAAAGCGGGAAGCGGAAGAGGGCGCGCGACGAUCGCGACGGGCAUAAAUCAAGAGCCGACGAAAGCUCCCGCGCAGUUAGCCAGAGAACACCGAAAGCGAACCUCGGCGAAAGCCCAUUUCGUCAUAAUAAUAAAAUAAAAAGCAAUUGUUCGUUCGUUCGUUCGGUCAAUUACUUCGUAGUUAGAUAGCUCCGUAAACGGACCUAGAAAAAGAAGUUAUACGCAACUUUAUACUUACACGAUUUUACACGGACGAGCGCGGAUGAUCCCUUUCGAUUUUGGUCCUUGAUCCAUUCCGCUUAGCUACCCCCCUCUGCCCCUCUCUCUAAGAUGGCGCGCCCACGGAGUCUGGCGUUACGGACAACCGUCCAGCUUUCACAUCGGUGGGCGGUACCUGGUGUGCGACGGCAAUAUAGCGCUGCCAGCGCCGCGAUCGCCACCAGCUCUAGGUUCAAGCCAUGUCUCGUGCGAUCGCAUCGGUAUUAUUCAACCGAAGCGCCGACAAAAGCGCCACGGGGCGGUUCGAAGCUCUUCAAGUCCGCGGACGAGGCUGUCGCAGACUUGAAGGACGGCGAUGUUAUCCUAAGCGCUGGUUUUGGGUUAUGUGGUGUCGCUGAAACUCUCAUCCAAGCGAUCCACAAGAAAGGACUCAAGAACUUAACGGCCGUUUCGAAUAAUGCCGGCUCCGGCGACCACGGCCUAGCCCUUCUCACGCAAGACGGACGGUUAAACCGCAUCAUUCUCUCAUACCUAGGGUCGAAUAAGGAGCUCGAGAAGCAAUACCUCACAGGGAAGAUCGCCGUCGAGUUAUGCCCGCAAGGCACACUGGCGGAGAAGUUAAGGGCAGCUGGUGCCGGUAUCCCAGCGUUCUACACGGCAACGGGCGGGAAGACGUUCAUCGAAACGGGCGAAAUACCCGUGAGGUUCACCCCCGAAGCCGUCCUGGAGAAGGGCAAGCCGAAGGAGACGAGGGUUUUCAAUGGAAAAUCUUACAUCAUGGAAACCGCGCUUCCUGGAGAUGUGGCGAUCCUGAGGGCGUGGAAGGUUGAUGAAGCUGGAAACUGCGUAUUCAAAUACACGACAAAGACAUACGCAGGCCUCAUGGCCAAAGCCGCGCGCAUCGCCAUAGUCGAGGCCGAGAACAUCGUCCCGAUCGGGUCCAUCGACCCAGACGUCGUCGACCUCCCCGGCAUCUUCAUCGACCGCAUCGUGCCAGCAACCGCACCGAAGAACUUCGAAGUCCUAAAAACCGCCCCGCCUAAACCGGACGCGUCCGCCUCAGGCCAACCCGCCACGCUCGACUCGCGAAACCGCAUCGCCCGCCGCGCGGCCAAGGAGCUGCACGACGGGUACUACGUCAACCUCGGCGUCGGCAUCCCGACGCUAGCCGCCUCGUAUCUGCCCGAGGACACCAAGGUGUGGCUGCAGUCCGAGAACGGCAUCCUGGGCAUGGGCCCGUACCCGGCGACGGAAGCGGACGCGGACGCGGACCUGAUCAACGCGGGCAAGGAGACGACGACGCUGUUGCCGGGCGCGUCGACGUUCGACUCGGCCGAGUCGUUCGGCAUGAUUCGCGGCGGGCACGUCGACGUGUCGAUCCUAGGCGCGUUCCAGGUCUCGGCUUCGGGAGACUUGGCUAAUUACAUGAUUCCCGGGCGCGUGUUCAAGGGUAUGGGCGGCGCUAUGGAUCUCGUGUCGAACCCCGACCACACUAAGAUCGUGGUGGCGACCGAACAUGUCGAUAAGAAGGGCCGUAGCAAGAUCGUUCAGGACUGUCUACUACCUCUUACAGGCAAGGGUGUUGUUAGUACUAUUAUCACGGAUCUUGCCGUCUUCCAGGUUGACCGCGUCAAGGGUGGUUUGACGCUCACUGAGAUUGCGGAGGGGGUUGAUUUGGAAACUGUCAAGGCGAAGACUGAUGCUGAGUUUGCGGUCGCAGACGAUUUAAAGACGUUCUAGACUUAAAGAGAUAAGAUGAGAUGGGAUGAGUAAAGAUGGUGUAAUAUGGAGCAUAUGUCGGGAGGUUAUGUUUAUUGUAUAUAGAAUCAUGCACACUGCUUAUAGGAAUAGGGACAAUUAGCAUUUUUCAUGUAUAAACAAGCGUCUUUGUCCAUCCAAGGUGGUUAAUCC